AGCAUAAGUUUUGUUAGUUCUCUUAAGAGUCAAAUAACUAUAACAAGGAUUAUCAUUAAAUAUUCAUUGAGUAAACACAGUCUUUUGAGUGAAACUUAAAAUCGCCUCGCGUUUCACACGUCAAAACGAAACAAAAACAAAGAACCAAAACAAACGAUCGGUGCGUCGUGUCGCAACUCGCGUCUGAAUAUAGCAGAGUUCAAUCGCCGUACUAAUUAGUAUUUAAACAGAAUAGUGCCAACGUAUAACUGAACCCUCGAGCGCGAAAGAGACAAGAGACUGGCAAACUUCCAAGAUGAAUCUUAUGUUUCGGAAGAACUUCGGCGGGGAGAAAACCCUGAUGACCAGUAGCACUGGUGGGGGCAAAGCGCGAGGGGCUCUUGGGGCAGGGAGAAACGCUAAGAGACGCGACAGAGAGCGAUUCUCAUGCAUGGAAGAACAUCACUACAAGACCCACAUAUUAUUCUCGCCGCCCGUAAGAUCUAGCACGCAGUACAACGAAGGAUCAGAACGAUGUGGUCCAGUUCUCGGUGGAGGCACCGGGCCGGAACCAGAGCCCCCACAGCCCCUGGUCACGCGGGAGCCGACAGUGUCGCUCAUGCGGUGGGACCGGCCUACACCAGCUACGACCGAGCGACGACGCACCGAGCCCGUCUCCCUGGCCACUCUGGAGAAAGACUGCUUCGUCAUACCAGCGCACGCUCUUGACCGGUUCCUGCCAGAGGGUGUACCGCUCCCGAUGCCGGCUCCUACACCAGAAAAAGGCAUGACAACAAAGUCUGGUCAGAGCUCAUUAAGUAUAUUAGAGAUCGCCGACCCCAAACUUUGCAUAUUGGCUCACUUAAUGAGCCCUUUGGAGCCAAUAGAACCGAUAUUAGAAUCGCCGCUUACCAAACCUUUGAUCAAACAGAAAAUUGCUGCAGCAGAACUCUUGAGCGAAGUUGCCCAAGCCAACACGGCUGUGGGCGGUAUGCUAUUGGCCAAUAUGGAGAAAAACGCAGAAUUUCCUUUUAUAGCUUACUACGUAAUUAACACAACGCACACUGACCCGUUAUUGUUUUACAACAAUAUGAGAUCUGCUUCUUUGACCAAGUUCGACCCAAAGACAAUUAGAUAUUCGGCAGCUCACACGUUAGACCUCUACAGUGAAGUCGCAAUGAUAUGUCGGCCGCCAUUCACAGAUCUAGCCGGUGGACCAAAGAAAUCACAGACCUCUACAACUGGAUUUAUCAUUAGUGUUUAUAAGGUAUUCGAAGGCGAUGACGGGGAACGCUUCGAACGCAACUGGCUUUACUGGACCGGUGCUCGCAUGCUCUACCGACACCUCCCCAACACCGUUGGAAUGCGAAAGAUCGCUCUCCACAAAUCAGUGGCCGCACACGGAGACAAAAUGUACUUAUUGGUUUGCGAGUGUGCCAACUUGUUAGACGACUUGUCGGGUGCUGCGAUGCUUAUAACUGCUUUAAGGGCGCGACUGUGCGGAUACACCGGUCUUUAUAGGCCCAUACAGACUUUCUAGUAGAAGGGUCAGGCCUCUGUGGCCUGAGAUGUGUUCUAUUAAGAGACCCGAAUAGUGCAAUUUGAAGAGAUCAAUUAUAAAAUAUAAAAUUGGACGAAAACAUGAAAAAAUGCGUUUCGUUCGUAACAAGUCUCUAAAUAAACAUGGACAUAAAUUGGACCAAAAUAAAUAAUAAAAUAUUUGAAACGUAUUUGAAGAACGUACCUACGUAAGGGAACUCGUGUUCUCCGCUUAGAUUUACUUAUAGUGUAUACGUCAAAGAACCAGUACCUAUUCACAAUAAUAGUGUAAAGGUUGAACUAAGUCAGAGCUGUUGAGGUUAACUUAGUGCCUAUACAAGAGUACCACGACGCUUGAGAGUAUGUGGCGUAAUGAAAUCUACAUUUUCAUCAGCCAUGUGCGAAUCAGUUAGAUCAGUUAGACGGUGGUGUCAUUCGUAACGGUUUCAACAGACAAUAAAUACCGCAUGUAGCUCAGCUGUGCGAGAAUCUGUACUCUUUUCAGCUGUGCGAAAGCUAGGUAGGGUUCCUAUCACACAUCUUUUUUUAUUUUAUUUAACAUAAACUCGCUUUCUAGCCGCCUUUUCCUCGCAUCUCUGGCGAAAACGCCAUCUUAACUUUAGGGUUUGACAAAUAAUUUAUUUAGGCGCGUUUAAAUCAUUGUCAAAUCCAUGAGCAUGAUUGAUUUUUCUCAAACGCCCAACGCAAAGGGUUUUUUCAAUUUCCAUUCAAUACUGCUGUUAAUAAAAUGAUUCAAUUAAUUCGUUCUCUUUUUCAAUGUAUACAAAACUUCUAAUUCAGUGUACCUACCCGCUGUGUCAGCACUUAUGAGUAUUGUUAUCUGCAUCAAAAAAUGUGAACGAUUAAUUUAGAGAACCACCAAUUCAAUAAGUACUUUUGAUAAAAUCAAAUCUAACCAUAUAAAUUCGGUUAUGUCUUCCAUGAAUUUAAUAGAGUUAUAGCUUUGUAAAAAGUUUAAUUUAUUCAUUUUUAGCAUAUCUCUAAACAUAUCGAAAUUUUCAUUCUAAAUUAACACGUUAAGUAAUAAAACACAACCUGUAUUUUUUAAAAUAGAUAAAUUUUCAAUUUAUUAGAAACAUUUAUAAUUUAUUACACCUUUUUAUAUUUUUUACUGACUACGAUUACUCGACUAUUUACCCUGCCUUGUACACUUACAAAAUACUUAACAAUUCAAUCUACCAUCAUUACACGAUUAACUAUACAAUAAUCAUAAAUUGACAGAAACAAGUAAUAUCACUCUUCAUGCUCCCUCCAAACAGUCUAAAUAUCAUUCAACGCGUUCAAUUUUGCCAAAUAAUAUUUUAAAAAAACUAGUGAAUAGAGUAAAACGGUUCAUUAUGAAAUUCGCUUAUGACUUUUAUGUAAAGCUUUACGCUCAUAAUUUAAAAAAAAUUAUUAUAUAUUUGUACAUUUCAUACACGACUAGUUUAAAAUUUCGGCUCAGAAACACAAAACAUUAAGACCAAUAGAUUAAAGUAUUUCUUCUCUAUAAUACGUAAACAUUAUAAUUAAUACUAAUCUUAAGAGUUAUUAAAAAAAAUUGGCUUCAAAUUAAAUCAUACGAUGGCUUAAACUAGUUAGAAUAUAUACUUUUAUAGAAAGUGAGGACGUACACAAAAUUUAAGGAAUGCGGAAAAAAACCGCCCGUUAAGCCCAAAUGUAAUCUAUUCUGUCAAAAUUAAGGUUGAAUUCACUGUAAUAUUAGUUGGGUAAUCCAAACGAUUCAAUUAUUUUCUCUUCCUUGGCAUUCAAAAACCCAAACCAUGCUUGAUCUGUAUUAAUACCUGUAAUACCAUACUUACAUGUAUAAAAUGCCUCAUCGAAUGUUAAACCGAAAAUGACAUAAUAAAAGUUCGCACAUUUAAUAUUUUCUAAUAAGUAUUUUUCAAAGUAAGAUUUUUUAUAAUCACAGCGGUACUUACUAUUAAUAUUACGUAAUAUAAGCAAUUACAAUAUUUUUGUCAAUUUGCGAGUGCAUAGAUAGAUGAAUGCAUAGGUGGAUUUGUGACGUUUUUGGAUUGAAUAAUAAUAUGUAGAAGUUCAUUUGUUUAGCUUUCGAAGCUAAGUUUGUUUGUGGGCUAAGCUCUUAGAUUAUAUAGAAUCGUAUUUCAUCGAAUUUCAAUUAUUUUUGUAAUAAAAAUUUGAAAAAAACCUU
Bombyx mandarina (wild silkworm) is the source of this 3694-nucleotide messenger RNA. RefSeq lists its product as uncharacterized. The record is from RefSeq and is a predicted model, not a curated record. Lineage: Eukaryota; Metazoa; Arthropoda; Insecta; Lepidoptera; Bombycidae.